AGAGCUCAGGCCCUGGGUCAGGCAGACUCCUAGUCAGAUCUCAAUGUCACUUUCUAGCUGUUGGGCCUAGGGCAGGGCGCUCACCUCUGUGCCUCAGUUUCCUCGUUGGCUGAUGUUACUUGUCUCCCAGGGUGAGGGUGACAGGGACUCAUGUGUAUGACAGACCUCUAGGGAGCUGGUCCCUAGUGGGUUCCCUGAAAAUGCCCGUGCUCCCUCCCUUCCCGCUGGGCCCCAGGCUCAGGGUCUUUGUCUUGUCCUCCCCCUCCCAGAACUGCAUGAACUUGCCCCCGGACAAGGUCCAGCUGCUGAGCCAGUAUGACAACGAGAAGAAGUGGGAGCUCAUCUGUGACCAGGAGCGGUUUCAAGUCAAGAACCCCCCCACAGCCUAUAUCCAGAAGCUGAAGAGCUACCUAGAAACUGGUGGGGUCAGCCGGAAGGUAGCAUCGGAUUGGAUGUCCAACCUGGGGUUUAAGAGGCGAGUCCAGGAGUCCACUCAGGUGCUUCGGGAGCUGGAGAUCUCCCUGAGGACAAACCACAUCGGGUGGGUGCAGGAGUUCCUCAACGAGGAGAACCGCGGCCUGGAUGUGCUCCUCGAUUACCUGGCCUUUGCCCAGUGCUCCGUCACGUAUGACAUGGAGAGCACAGACAAUGGAGCCCCAAGUGCGGAGAAGAGCAAGCCCCUGGAGCAGUCAGUGGAAGACCUCAGCAAGGGCCCCCCCGCCUCCUCGGUGCCACAGCCCAGGAGUCGCCACCUGACCGUCAAGCUGACCCCAGCCCACAGCAGGAAGACCCUGCGGAACUCGCGCAUCGUCAGCCAGAAGGAUGACGUCCACGUCUGCAUUAUGUGCUUGCGUGCCAUCAUGAACUACCAGUCUGGCUUCAGCCUCGUCAUGAGCCACCCAGCCUGUGUCAAUGAGAUUGCUCUGAGCCUCAACAACAAGAACCCCAGAACCAAGGCUCUGGUGCUGGAGCUGCUGGCGGCUGUGUGCCUGGUGCGGGGAGGACACGACAUCAUCCUCGCAGCCUUUGACAACUUCAAGGAGGUGUGUGGGGAGCAGCACCGCUUUGAAAAGCUGAUGGAAUAUUUCCGGAAUGAAGACAGCAACAUCGACUUCAUGGUGGCCUGCAUGCAAUUCAUCAACAUCGUGGUACACUCAGUGGAGAACAUGAACUUCCGAGUCUUCCUGCAAUAUGAGUUCACCCACCUGGGCCUGGACCUGUACUUAGAGAGGCUGCGGGUCACAGAGAGCGACAAGCUGCAGGUGCAGAUCCAGGCGUACCUGGACAAUGUGUUUGAUGUGGGCGUGCUGCUGGAGGACACGGAGACCAAGAAUGCCGUGCUGGAGCACAUGGAGGAGCUGCAGGAGCAGGUGACCCUGCUGACAGAGCGGCUUCGGGACGCGGAGAACGAGUCCAUGGCUAAGAUCGCGGAGCUGGAGAAGCAGCUCAGCCAGGCCCGGAAGGAGCUGGAGACCAUGCGGGAGCGCUUCAGCGAUUCCACGGCCAUGGGCGUCCCCCGGCGUCCACCCGAGCCUGAGAAAGGGCCUGCCCCGGCCUCCGCAAGGCCCUCGGCUCUAGAGCUGAAGGUGGAGGAGCUGGAGGAGAAGGGGUUAAUCCGUAUCCUGCGGGGACCCGGGGAUGCUGUCUCCAUCGAGAUCCUCCCGGUCGCCGUGGCAACUCCAAGCGGCGGUGAUGCCCCUACUCUGGGAGUGCCCACCAGCUCCCCCAGCCCAGGUGCGCCGAUCUCCAACCCGCCGCCGCCGCCGCCGCCGCCUCCGGGCCCAGCUGGGCUGGUGCCUCCGCCGCCCCCGCCGCCUCCCGGAGGUCUCUCUGGUGCCCUUGGGGAGCCGGGCCCAGAGAUGGGCCCAGGAGUGAAGGCCAAGAAACCCAUCCAGACCAAGUUCAGAAUGCCCCUCUUAAACUGGGUAGCCCUGAAACCCAGCCAGAUCACGGGUACUGUCUUCACUGAGCUCAAUGAUGAGAAGGUGCUGCAGGAACUGGACAUGAGUGACUUUGAGGAGCAGUUCAAGACGAAGUCCCAAGGUCCCAGCCUGGACCUCAAUGCUCUCAAGGGUAAGGCAGCCCAGAAGGCCCCCACCAAAUCUACACUCAUUGAGGCCAACCGGGCCAAGAACCUGGCCAUUACCCUGCGCAAGGGCAACGUGGGAGCGGACCGCAUCUGCCAGGCCAUCGAGACGUACGACCUCCAGGCCCUUAGCCUGGACUUCCUGGAGCUGCUGACCCGCUUCCUGCCCACGGAGUAUGAGCGCACCCUCAUCGCCCGCUUCGAGCGGGAGCAGCGGCCGGUGGAGGAGCUGUCAGAGGAGGACCAGUUCAUGCUGCGCUUCAGCCGCAUCCCGCGCCUGCAGGAGCGCAUGGCCGCGCUAACCUUCAUGGGCAACUUCCCCGACACCGUCCAGCUGCUCAUGCCGCAACUGAAUGCCGUCAUUGCAGCCUCAAUGUCCAUUAAGUCGUCUGACAAACUCCGCCAGAUCCUGGAGAUUGUCCUGGCCUUCGGCAACUACAUGAACAGCAGCAAGCGUGGAGCAGCCUAUGGCUUCCGGCUCCAGAGUCUGGAUGCGCUGCUGGAGAUGAAGUCGACUGACCGAAAGCAGACGCUGCUGCACUACCUGGUGAAGGUCAUUGCUGAGAAGUAUCCACAGCUCACAGGCUUCCACAGUGACCUGCACUUCCUGGACAAGGCGGGCUCAGUGUCCCUGGACAGCAUCCUCGGGGACGUGCGCGCCCUGCAGCGAGGCCUGGAGUUGACCCAGCGGGAGUUUGUGCGGCAGGAUGACUGCGCGGUGCUCAAGGAGUUCCUGAGGGCCAACUCCCCCACCAUGGAUAAGCUGCUGGCAGACAGCAAGACAGCGCAGGAGGCCUACGACUCCGUGGUGGAAUACUUCGGAGAAAACCCCAAGACCACGUCCCCCUCCAUGUUCUUUACCCUCUUUAGUCGCUUCGUCAAGGCCUACAAGAAAGCCGAGCAGGAGGUGGAACAGUGGAAGAAAGAAGCGGCUGCUCAGGAGGCAGGCGCUGAAACUCCAGGCAAAGGGGACUCCCCAGCACUCAAGUCCCCACCCAAGGCUCGGAGGCCACAGAUGGACCUCAUCUCUGAGCUGAAACGGAAGCAGCAGAAGGAGCCACUCAUCUAUGAGAGUGACCGCGAUGGGGCCAUUGAAGACAUCAUCACAGUGCUCAAGACGGUGCCCUUCACGGCCCGCACUGGCAAGCGGACAUCCAGGCUCCUCUGUGAGGCCAGCCUGGGCGAGGAGAUCCCCCUCUAGCCCUCAGACCUGCGGAACCAGCCCUACAUCCGCUCGGACACAGGCCGCCGCAGCGCCCGCCGGAGACCCCCGGGACCCCCCCUGCAGGUCACCUCGGACCUCUCGCUGUAGCCCCCAUUUCCACAGAUGGACUCUGGGGAUGGGGAGGGGCAAGACGGGGCUCAAGGAAGGGGGCCCUCAGCUCGGCUGGGCCGGGCAGCCCUUCUGCCGCUGGCCCAGCCAGGGGCUCACCCCGAUGGGCAGGCGCCCUCUCAUCUUGCUACAGGGGUCAGUAUCGCCGGCCCGCCCCCCAAACGCUGCUCGCAGCGCCCUUCUCCCCCCAAUAGCCAUACUGUACUUAGCCUCAGCGGGAGCCUGGCCGGUAACUUAUAAAGUGCAACCUCGCCCCCCGCCCCCCGCCCCCAUCCGGGGACUCUCCACGGACCUUAUUUUUAUACAAGAUUAAUAAAGAUGUUUGCAAGA
Myotis davidii is the source of this 3749-nucleotide messenger RNA. It is a transcript of the gene FMNL1, whose product is annotated as formin like 1. The transcript is spliced from 26 exons. Lineage: Eukaryota; Metazoa; Chordata; Mammalia; Chiroptera; Vespertilionidae. Gene Ontology annotation, molecular function: small GTPase binding; actin filament binding. Gene Ontology annotation, biological process: cell migration; regulation of cell shape; cortical actin cytoskeleton organization. Gene Ontology annotation, cellular component: cytosol. The record is from RefSeq and is a predicted model, not a curated record. The coding region runs from base 201 to 3287 and encodes 1028 amino acids.